AUGGGUGAGGUCGAGGUGGUGAGUCGGCGCUUGCCGGCCUUGGGGCUGAGGAACCCGGGCAAGGGCGUCCGCGCGCUGUUGAGCCUCUGUCAGCAGCCGGCGCCCCGAAGCCCGCCGCGCCCCCCCAGGAGGAGGGCUCUGGGAGGGCGCCCGCGGCUGUUCUCUUGCUCAGUUCUGCGACUUAGAGAUCACAGGAGCCAUUCACAGCUAAAGGGGAACAUUGAGCAAUUCUUCACCAAAUUUGUGGAUGAGGGGAAAGCCACUGUUCGGUUAAAGGAACCUCCUGUGGAUAUCUGCCUAAGUAAGGCCAAUUCCAGCAGUUUAAAGAGUUUCCUUUCAGCUGUGAGACUGGCUCAUAGAGGCUGUGAUGUUGAAACACCAUUUUCAUCUCUCACACCGGUGAAGACUUCAGAAUUUGAAAAAUUUAAAACUAAAAUGGUCAUCACAUCCAAAAAGGACUAUCCUCUAAGCAAGAACUUUCCAUAUUAUCUGGAACAUCUUCAGACUUCUUAUUGUGGGCUUGUCCGAGUUGAUAUGCGUAUGCUUUGCUUAAAAAACCUUAAAAAAUUAGACUUGAGUCACAAUCAUAUAAAAAAGCUACCAGCUACGGUUGGAGACCUCAUCCACCUUCAAGAACUCAACCUGAGUAACAAUCACUUGGAGUCAUUUAAUGUGGCAUUGUGUCAAUCUACACUCCAGAAAUCACUUCGGAGUUUGGAUCUGAGCAAGAACAAAAUUAAGGCACUCCCUGUGCAGUUUUGCCAGCUCCGAGAACUUACAGUUUUAAAACUUGAUGAUAAUGAAUUGAUUCGAUUUCCUAUGAAGAUAGGACAAUUGACAAACCUGCAAUUUUUGUCAGCAGCUCGAAAUAAGCUCCCAUUUUUGCCUAGUGAAUUUAAAAAUUUGUCCCUUGGGUACUUGGAUCUUUUUGGAAAUACUUUUGAACAGCCGAAAGUUCUUCCAGUUAUAAUGCUGCAAACACCAUUAACAUUAUUGGAAUCUUCUGCACGAACCAUAUUACAUAAUAGGAUUCCAUAUGGCUCUCAUAUUAUUCCUUUUCAUCUUUGCCAAGAUUUGGAUACUGCAAAAACCUGUGUUUGUGGAAGAUUCUGUCUAAACAGUUUUAUUGAGGGAAUGACUACCAUGAAUCUACACUCUGUUGCUCACACUGUGGUCUUAGUAGAUAAUAUGGGUGGCACUGAAGCACCCAUUAUUUCUUAUUUCUGUUCUCUGUCAUGUUAUGCAAAUUCCUGUGAAAUGCUAAAGUAAUAGAUGAUACCACAAAAAGAAAUUACAGAUCAGUUUGGGAUUCAUUUAUGGUUUAACAAUGUCACAUUGGAGAAAGGGAAGCUUUUUUUGCAUACAUACAUGUUUGAGGGGAAGAAUGUGUGUUAGCUAACAUUUUCAAUAAUUUGACUGGAAAACCUUGAUUUCAUUAAAAUCUGAUUUUAUUGUGGGGUUAA
Molecule: messenger RNA, 1463 nt
Organism: Myotis davidii
Lineage: Eukaryota; Metazoa; Chordata; Mammalia; Chiroptera; Vespertilionidae
Gene: LRR1
Product: leucine rich repeat protein 1
Molecular function (GO): protein binding
Source: RefSeq, a predicted model, not a curated record